GUUCUUACUCUGCUGGAUUGCCACCCCGCUAGUCAUCCUGUUUGGGUAACGAGAAAGAAACAAAAUACUCGACGCAAAGAAAGUGGCGAGAGAGAAAAAAAGGGGAUGGCCUGAUCAAAUAGCAUUGCGACACAGUCCUCUAACGAUCACAAGUUUCGCAAGACGAGAAGAUGGCGAGAUGUACGAUUGCUGUUCAGAAUGAAUUCGGACCGAGCGUUGAUAGUAGCUGUUAUGAUGGAUUUGACUUCACGCUGCUCUUCGAAGAGGCCUUCUUCUCCAUUGCGCCUUCGGUUGGAUUCCUUUUGCUGUUGAUCCCGCGCAUGGUUUAUUUGCAUAUCGAGAGGACAAAAGUUCGCGCGGGUUGGCUUUACAUUAUCAAAUUGUUUUUCCAUGCCGUUUACAGCCUUUUUCAACUCCUGUUGUUGGCAUUAUGGGCGCGUCCACAAACACCGCGAACAGACCUCACCUUGGCAGCGACAAGUCUAUCCUUUGUCGUAUCAGUUAUAUUCGCAUACCAAUCGCAGCUUGAACAUUUUAGAUCCGUUCGACCUUCUAAACUCCUUAGCCUUUAUUUCUUUUUCUCCACACUAUUCGACAUCGUGCGCGUGAGAACGAUAUGGGCCAUAGAUGGCCUUCACACUGAAGCCACAUUGUUUAUUGUUUCCAUGCUUUUGAAAGUCGUACUUUUUUCUUUCGAGAUAUACGAAAAGCGAGGUUUUAUCAAGUAUCAAUAUAUAGACGGGUCGCCAGAAACCUGGGCUGGUGUAUUCAACCGAAGUUUGUUCUGGUGGCUAAACCCACUUCUCUAUUCCGGAGCCAAAAAAAUCUUGAUGAUGGAAGAUUUAUUUCCAGUUGAAAAAGCUAUGGUACCAAGCCCGGAGGUGAAACACAAGCUUGCAAUUUUGUGGGAUCAAUGUGAGAAUAAAGAAAAGUCACAUUCUCUUGUGAUUCCUUUGAUGAAGACAUUCAAAUGGGAGCUUCUUGCAGGAGUUAUUCCUCGUCUAUCGCAAACCGGAUUUACUAUGGCUCAACCAUAUCUUAUCCGAAGCGCCGUAAUUCUUUUCUCUGAUGACGAAAUUUCGAAUGCGCACAGCCGCGGGGUAGCCCUCAUUGCGGCCUUUGCGAUUGUAUAUACUGGUAUCGCAAUUUCAACAGCUCAGGCACAGCACAAGGCAUAUCGAGUAAUUGCCCUGAUGCGAGGUGUCUUGAUCACCAUGAUUUACGAAAAAGCCACUACUAUGCCAUCGUACAAAGACGACGGAAAUGCCGCAAUGACGGUCAUGAGCACCGAUAUUGAGCGUAUUGCCGCCGGAUUUCGUUAUAUCCAUGACACUUGGGGUUCAUUGGUUGAAAUGGCUUUGUCGCUUUGGCUAUUAUAUGGCCAGCUGUCAACAGCCGGUAUUGCACCGAUUAUUGUCUCGUUCAUUUGCACGCUGAUUGCUCUUUUGGUGGCUGUCAAGGCCGGAGAGAAACAGAAUCUAUGGAUUGAAGCAAUUCAAAAGCGGGUCGGCAUUACUGCAGAAACACUUGGGGCAAUGAAAGGCGCGAAAAUGUCAGGUAUGGUCGAGAGGCUAAGUGCUAAAAUAACAGCUUUGCGCGAGAACGAGAUUCUUGUUUCGCAGCAAUUUCGCACACUUCUUGUCGUUGUUGUCACCUUAGCAAAUUUCAACACACUUUUGACGCCGGCCAUCUCAUUCACCAUCUACUCUCUCGUCUCACGGAACGGAAAGAUUGGAACUCUUGACAGCGAGCGUGCAUUCACAUCGCUUACCCUGUUUAACCUUUUUUCUGUCUUCGUUGGUUCUCUUGUCGAGUCCUUUACCGACACAGCAACAUCACUCGAAUGCAUCGAUCGUAUUCGGGAAUUUCUUGCUCAGGAGCCGCGUGAAGAUCUGCGCGACCCUUCUGGGGGAAAGCUAUAUGAGACGACUGACAUAAUAUGUGCGGAUGCACGGUGUAUAUCUGUGGGAUGGAAGGGUGGUGAGCCUUCAAUUCUGCAUGACAUUUCCUUUUGUAUCAGACGCUCAACUGUGACUAUGGUUGUUGGUCCGGUUGGUUGUGGAAAGUCAACAUUGAUGAAGGCCCUUCUCGGGGAGACGCCGUUGAUGACCGGCAAACUGAAAACUUACUUUAGUUGUGUUGGGUAUUGUAGUCAAACUCCCUGGCUUACAAAUGGUACUGUAAAAGAAAAUAUUCUCGGGGCUUCAGAUUGGAAUUUGCACUGGUAUAUUACUGUCGUCGAGGCAUGUGGAUUACAGAAGGAUUUCGAAGAGCUUGCCAAUGGGGAUCAGACCCAAGUGGGAAGUAAAGGCGUAUCACUAAGCGGAGGUCAAAAGCAGCGAUUGACACUGGCUCGAGCGGUAUACUCACGCAUCGAUACGAUACUCCUCGAUGAUGUGAUGAGUGGUCUGGACCCAACUACUGAAGAGCACAUAUUUAUGAAAUUACUCGGACCGCAAGGGCUUCUGCGAGCAAAUGGAGUUACUGUUAUCAUGGUUACUAAUUCCAUGAAUAGAUUACCUUUCGCAGACCACAUAAUUGGCUUGAGUGCGGAAGGAACGAUUCUUACUCAAGGUUCAUUUGAGCAUGUUCAAAAGCGACUGGGUGAUAUUGAAACCGCUGAGCCCAUGAACAUCAUGAAGCCGCCCGCGAUUGUUAUGAAAAGUAAUUUGCCCAGCGCAAUACAGCACGGAGGACCACAGACAACACAAAAUUUGGAUGAUCGUCGCGAAAGUGAUUUCUCGACGUAUAAGUAUUAUUUUUCGACCGCUCCAUGGAUCUCGUGGUUUGUCUUUUAUUUCUUCUUGGCCAGCUAUGUCUUUUUCCAGUCAUUCCCUUCUGUUUGGGUGACUUGGUGGGCCGAGGAUAAUGAUAAAAUGCCAAAUCUGCACAUGGAAAUGCGUAUAGGAAUCUACUGGAUGUUGGGUGUAUUGGGAAUUAUUUUCCUAGUUCUUGCUGCUUGGUGUCUGGUUAAGGUCGUCGUUCAGACUACUAUGCUCAACGUCCAUGGAAGUCUUGUAAAAACCGUCUUCAAUGCUCCAAUGGUGUUCUUUUCAUUAACCGACGCUGGCGAAACAGUUAAUCGAUUUAGUCAAGAUUUGGAAUUGAUCGAUUUUGAACUCCCCCUAGCAUUACUAAACAUGUCUCUUGCAUUCCUUCUUUGUGUCGCACAAUUGAUCAUUAUAGCGGUCUCCGCCAAAUACAUCGCAGCAACUAUACCCGUGUGCUGUGUGGCAUACUUUUUUAUUCAAAAGUUCUACAUUCGCACAUCCCGACAACUCCGGUUAAUGGAUAUUGAAGCACGCGCGCCAUUAUUCUCGAACUUCAUGGAAACCAUGAGCGGUCUCGCAACUGUUCGUGCAUUUGGCUGGGAGGAUAAAUAUCGCUCAGUCAACCAUAAACAUCUGGCAGACUCACAACGGCCGUUUUACUUACUAUUUGCGGUUCAACGAUGGCUAAGUCUUGUUCUCGAUAUGACAGUUACCGGCUUCGUCGUUAUGUUGAUGGGCAUUGCAGUUGGCACAAUGGGGAAAAUGUCAGGCAGUUUCCUUGGACUGGCAUUGGUUAAUGUAGCAUCACUGAGCUCGUCUAUCAAGGCGCUCAUUACUGACUGGACUGUGCUGGAGACUUCGCUUGGUGCGGUUACACGUGUGAAGAACUUUGUCCAGGGCACGAAAUCUGAACAUUUGCCUGAUGAGAACGGGUUGCCACCGCCAAACUGGCCCAAGGAUGGUGCUAUUACUUUUGAGGGGGUAUCGGCUGCCUACAAUGAUCCAUCUGAACUGGCAUUGAAAAAGGUAUCAUUUACCAUUCUAAGUGGGGAGAAAGUUGCCGUCUGUGGUAGAAGCGGAAGUGGUAAGAGCACACUAGUUUCGGCCCUGUUCCGCAUGAUCGAAAUCCAUGAUGGCAUCAUCUCUAUUGACGGGCUUGACAUCUCCAAGAUGCCCCGUCAGGAAGUGCGCUCGGCUCUGGUCGGCUUGCCCCAAGAUCCAUUUAUCGUCGAGGGAAGCACCGUCCGCGAGAAUGUCGAUCCCUUUAACAAUAGCCCUGACGAACUGAUUAUCCAUACCUUGAAAAAGGUAGAGAUUUGGAGCAUUGUGGAAGAAAAAGGAGGUCUCGACGUUGCACUAACUGCAGACUUUCUCUCUCAUGGUCAAAGACAGCUACUUUGCAUGGCUAAGGCAAUGUUAAGGAGUGGAAAUAUUGUCAUAUUUGAUGAAGCUACUAGCAGUGUCGACACAAAAACUGAAUUGGUCAUACAAGAAAUCAUCAAAACACAUUUCCAAAACCGUACCAUUGUCUGCGUCACUCAUCGUCUCGACUCAAUUGUCGAUUUCGACCGAGUACUGGUCAUGGAUAAUGGCAUCCUCGUAGAAGACGAUCAACCACGCCGCCUUCUCGCCAAACCUAGUGUGUUCCGGGAGCUCUACAAGAGUUGUCGCGGUUGGCAAGAAUAUGAGCGCCAAGAAAAGGCUGAGCUCGAAAGAAUCGAGAACCGUCGCCAAAAGACAGUCCGGGCCCGUGAACGCAUCCAGAAGGGCCUUUCUAUUGCUACUUCAAAUCUACCACAAGAGGAAACAAGUCCAGAAAAGGAACAACCUACAACUCCUGGAGAAACACAAGAAGAAAGCGCUUUGCGGUCUACCAUCAGCGAACAUUGGUCCCAUGUCAAUGAGUUGUUCCGUAUUCGUUCGACUCGGGAGCGAUCACGAAGUGCAGAUAGGGAGUCGAAUAGGCAUUCGGCUUACUCUGCUGUUUCGGAGACCUUCAGUCCUCUUUCACCAGGCGUUAACGAGAGGCGCUCAAUCUAUGAUCCUACUAAGCUGGUGUCUGCAACCAUACGGAGAGGUUAAACUUUCUUUUAGACAAUAUUCCGUUUUAUACAUUUUGCUUGUGAUAUUAUUUUGUUUUAUUUUUCAUUUUCUAUAUAAGGCUAGGGAUAGACUGGCAUUGGAAUUGUUAUCAACUUUCAUAACUUCUAUUAUAUCCGACAUACAACCUACGAAAUAAAUAUUUUCCAUUUUACG
Molecule: messenger RNA, 5027 nt
Organism: Talaromyces proteolyticus
Lineage: Eukaryota; Fungi; Ascomycota; Eurotiomycetes; Eurotiales; Trichocomaceae
Product: ABC transporter
Exons: 17
Coding region: 171-4853 (1560 amino acids)
Biological process (GO): transmembrane transport
Cellular component (GO): membrane
Molecular function (GO): ABC-type transporter activity; ATP binding; ATP hydrolysis activity
Source: RefSeq, a predicted model, not a curated record